Molecule: messenger RNA, 2193 nt
Organism: Pyrgilauda ruficollis (rufous-necked snowfinch)
Lineage: Eukaryota; Metazoa; Chordata; Aves; Passeriformes; Passeridae
Exons: 10
Coding region: 1-2079 (692 amino acids)
Biological process (GO): neutrophil migration
Cellular component (GO): apical plasma membrane; cell surface
Source: RefSeq, a predicted model, not a curated record
AUGUCCCAGCAGACCCUAGGCAUGCAGAGCACGCAGAGCCUGCCUCGCAGCUCCAUCAGUUCGCUGGGCACCGGCCGUGCCCCGGCCCGCGGCCGCGCAGGGGCCUUGGAGGGAGCGGCCGCUCUGCGGAGCCGGCAGCCCCCAAGGGCACUGCCUGCCGUGUAUCGCCGCCGGCGCGGGCGGCGUUUGUGUGCCGUCCCUGCGGUCAGGCUGACCCCGAGCGGGGCACACGGCGGGCACGCACAGACCUUGCCCGGGGGCCCCGCACCGCCCCCGGCCCUGCCCCGCCCGGCCGCCCCCUCACCGCGGCUCCAAGGGCAGCGCGGCCGCUCCGGCCCGGCGCGGCUCCGGGGCGCUCACCAUGGCAACGCCCGCGCCGCGGCUCCGGGGACGGGCCCCGCGGCUCCGGGGACGGGCCCUGCGGCUCCCCGGGACGUGCCCCGCGGCUCCCGGGGACGGGCCCUGCGGCUCCCCGGGACGGGCCCCGCGGCUCCCGGGGACGGGCCCUGCGGCUCCCCGGGACGGGCCCCGCGGCUCCCGGGGACGGGUCCUGUGGCUCCCCGGGACGGGCCCUGCGGAUCCCCCGCGCCCCGGCCCUGCCGGAACACCCCAGGGUCCCCCCAGGCCUCCCGCCACAGCCCCCGGCCCCGGAGGCUCCUCGGGACCCCCGCGCACCCCCUGCGCUGUCCCGGCCCGGCCGCCGGCAGCGUGCCCCGGGCCCGCUGGGAGCAGGGGACAGCGCGGAGCAAAGCAGGGGACAGCGGCCAGCCCCUGCCCGCCGCCACGGCUGAGCCGUCCCUCCGAGACCCGCUCCGAAACUCAGGAGAAAGGAUCGUGAGAUGUUUGCUGCUGCUCUCUGUGCUCUGCCUGGCUGGCUGUGAAGGCAACAAGACUGAGCUGGCCAGCACCCAUGGCCUGAGGCCAGGGCUUGCCCUCCGUGUCAAGAGGAGCCCAGAUGCCUGCCUGCCAAACCCGUGCCAGCACCAGGGGCAGUGCCAGGUGGCUGUGGACAGACCAGUCUGCAGCUGCAAGCCAGGCUUCACAGGGGAAUUCUGCCAAGAUGUGGUACUGAAGCUGGCCUGUGAGGAAGAGCACAUGAAGAUGAUGGUGAGGAAGGAGGUGUUUGAGCUCUUGAAAAUCCCGCUGGAGCUUGUCCACUUGAAGAACGAGGCAUGCAAGGUCUCAGAGAAGGAAGAAGAGGGUGAGCUGUUUUUUGGAGCCACUCUCACAGGUGAAAACCACACUGCCUGUGGAUCAGUAAUCCAGCAAAACAGCUCCCAUGUCUCAUACUCCAACGUCAUCAAGUCAGAGCAGGAGGCCCACAGGGCCAUGAUCUCCCGCAGUUUUCGGCUGGAGGUGCACUUCUCCUGCAUCUACGCCUACGAGCAGGUUGUGAGACUGCCCUUCGCUCUCACUGCUGUUGACAAGCUGGUGCAGCUUGUGGUCAGAGAAGGACACUUCAAUGUCAGCAUGAGACUCUAUAAGUCCCCCUCCUACCUCGAGCCUUAUCACCUGCCCAGUGUGGCUGUCCCCCUCACGGACACACUCUAUGUCCUGCUGAAGAUGGAAGGGCAGCACCAGCUCAAGUACUUCCUGCUGAGUGUUUUGGACUGCUGGGCCACGCCGAGCACGGAUCCGCACCAGGACACGCAGCACAAGCUCAUUGAGCAGGGGUGUCCCCAUGACGAGACAGUGACCUAUCUGAAUGCCAUUGGAGAGAGCACUACUGCCAAGUUCAGCUUCCAGAUGUUUCAGUUUGUUGGUUACCCUGAGGUGUUCCUGCACUGCCGUGUGCAGCUCUGUGUUCCUGACAGCCCAGAGCCCUCUGCCAAGCAAUGCCCCAGGCACUGGAGGAGCAGGCGGGCACUGGCAGAUGACUACAACAGGAUUGUCUCCUACGGGCCCAUCCUCCUGCUGGCUGCUCCUUCCUCAGGAGCAGAGAUCCACCAUUCCAGCAUUGACCAGCAGGACCCAGCAGGAGCCAGCCCGUGGCUCUCCAGGGCCCUCAUUCUGCUGUGUGUGCUCGCCGUGCUCACUGUGGCUGCUGCGGCCGUCAGCGUGGGGCAGAGAAUGGUUUAGGAAACAGCUGUUUCCCAAUAAACAUGACAGGAGCAGAGAGGCUCUUGCUGUGUCUUUUUGGGUGUUUUGGGGAAGGGGGUAAUGGCUGGAUGCAAACAGUGCUUGAAGGAUGAG